CAAAAGCGGGCCUCACAGUUAGUUUCGCUAUAGUCGUUCGUCAAGACUGGAGCAGCUUAAGAUGUUUUAUAAGCCGGAAGAAAUUGAGGCGGUUAAUGUACCUGACUUAAAUAAACUACUCCAAAUGGAUCCUUGGCUGGAGCCAUAUAAGUAUGAAAUUAAGCGCAGAUAUAAGUGUUUUCUAGACCAUAUGAAGUGGAUAAAUGAUGUAUGUGGUUUAGAGGAGUUCACUCAGGGUUAUAAAGAGUUCGGAAUACAUGUGCAUGCUGAUGGAUCUAUUUAUUGCAAGGAAUGGGCUCCAGGUGCAAAGGAGUUGUAUCUUCGUGGAGAUUUCAAUGAAUGGAAGGAGUUUACCCAUCCAUUUAAAAGUGUUGGUUUUGGCAAGUGGGAAAUGACAAUACCACCAUCUAAUGGCUCACCCCUAAUAAAACAUCUUUCUAAGAUUAAGCUCUUGGUUGUUGCUCAUGAUGGUCGUCGCCUUGACAGACUAAGCCCUUGGGCUCCCUAUGUCAAGUGCUUUGAAGGAAACAUUGUAUAUGACCAAUUAUUAUACAAUCCCCCCGAGAAAUAUCAAUUUAAACAUCCUCACCCUCCACGCCCUAAGAGUCUUAGAAUAUAUGAGUGUCACAUUGGUAUUUCGUCUUCUGAACCAGUUGUUGCGUCUUAUACUCAUUUCAAGGACAAUAUCCUACCUCGAAUCAAAGAAUUAGGUUACAACGCGAUUCAAAUCAUGGCGCUUAUGGAGCACGCCUAUUAUGCCUCUUUCGGAUAUCAGGUGACCAGUUUCUUCGCGGCAUCAAGUCGCUUUGGCACUCCCGAGGAGCUUCGCGCGUUGGUUGACGAAGCACAUCGUCUUGGUAUGGUGGUCCUUCUGGAUGUUGUUCAUAGUCAUGCUUCCAAGAACACUAAUGAUGGUCUUAACCAGUUUGAUGGUACAGAUGCCUGUUAUUUUCAUGACCGGGGUCGUGGGACGCACGAUCUGUGGGAUUCUCGUCUAUUCAAUUACACAGAGCUAGAAGUUUUACGAUUUCUGAUGUCAAAUCUACGUUGGUGGAUUGAUGAGUAUGGUUUCGAUGGUUUCCGCUUUGAUGGAGUUAUGUCUAUGCUUUACCAUCAUCAUGGUUUGAUGACAAAUUUUUCUGGUCACUAUGGUGAAUAUUUUGGACUCUCUGUCGACACGGAAUCAUUCACUUAUUUAAUGCUAGCAAACCACUUUUUACAUCAGAAGUAUCCAUUUGUCAUUACUAUAGCUGAGGAAGUCAGUGGUAUGCCUACCUUGUGUCGUCCAGUUUCCGAAGGCGGUGGUGGAUUUGAUUAUCGAUUAGCAAUGGCCAUUCCUGAUAAAUGGAUUGAGCUGCUAAAGAAAUACAAAGAUGAAGACUGGAGUAUGGGCGAUAUCGUGCAUGCACUGACAAAUCGACGUUAUGGUGAAUCCAAUAUUGCGUAUGCAGAAUGUCAUGAUCAGGCUUUAGUUGGUGAUAAAACUAUAUCCUUUUGGCUUAUGGAUAAAGAAAUGUACUUUAGUAUGAGCACUUUAAGUCCACCGAAUUUAGUAAUUGAUCGUGGUAUUGCAUUGCACAAGCUGAUAAGAUUUAUAACACAUACCUUGGGUGGUGAAGGUUAUCUCAAUUUUAUGGGUAAUGAGUUUGGUCAUCCUGAGUGGUUAGAUUUUCCAAGAGCUGGUAAUAAUAGUUCUUAUCACUAUGCACGUCGACAGUGGAAUCUCGUUGACGAUCCUUUAUUACGUUAUAAAUAUCUGAAUAAUUGGGAUAAGGCUAUGCAACAUUUAGAAGAAACCUAUUGUUGGCUUGCUGCACCACAGGCAUAUGUUAGUAGGAAAAACGAAGGUGAUAAAGUUAUUGCAUUUGAACGUGCUGGAGUUUUAUUUGUUUUCAAUUUCCAUCCUACUCAAAGUUUCACGGACUAUAAGAUUGGAGUUGAAACACCAGGACGCUAGCAGAAAGAAGUAAACAUGGGGUUCAAGUUCUUAUAAAUAUAUCCUACACCUUAUCAAUUAUGCGAUUGAAGAUAGCUAACUCUCCGCAUUGGGUUAAUUAAAAUUUAUUGUUACGAAUUUUUCAUUUCACAAAUCCUAUAACUUGACUGUUUAUUCUAAUCUCUUUGAAAAAAACAGCUGUUUUAUGGUUAUCUUCCAUUGUAUUUGUCUCGAAAAUCUCGUGUCAAUUAAUAUUUAAAAGUAUUUAGCCACUUUGUCCUCUGAUCCUUUCGGUUGAAUAAAUACUUUGGUAGAUUUGAAGCCCAUUUCUCACGUGUGUAUACAAAUAAAUGUGAUUUUUACAUGACUAGCUUUUGUAAAUGUUUACAUCAUCUGUAACAGAUUCCCAAUACAAUGCUGAGCUACUUAACCUAUUUGUUUGUGUAUUGUUAAGAAUUUAAAUUUGUUUUCUUAUGCUUGGAUUGUGUUUGCGUAUGCACAUCUCGUAUUUGUAAAGAACACAUUCUCACAAGUUAAACGAAAUAGUAACAAAUAAUAUUCUUAUUGCUUAAGCAAUUACUUAAAGCAUAUCGUGUUAUAUAUUGCAAUUUUAAUGAUGCUAUUCGAUUCACAUACCUUUCUGUACUCUGAACCAGCUUUCGUUUGUCUACUUUAUAAGGUACCGUAUUGUUUUGGAUUCUGAUCAAGAACAAUUUGGUGGUUUCAGUCGAAUUGAUCAAUCUGUUGAAGUAUUUACGAACAGCGAACCAUGGGAUGGCCGUCAAAACUGUGUUUUUCUGUAUUUACCAAGUCGCACUUGCAUGGCUUUGGCGUGGGAGUGACUGAUACCUUCAUUGGAAUGCAGUAUUCCCGUGUACUUAGAAUAAGUCACUAAAAUAUCCCCUGACCUCACAUUUACAUACAUUUUGGUUGUAAUCUCCAGUGGGAUAUCAUACUGUUGCAUACAAUUUUAUGAACUUAUUUUUAUCUUUAUUUUAAUGACUUGAAAUUAUUGUUUAAGAGGAUACUUAUAACUAGUUUUUAAGUUACCAAAUGAAUUAGUCUACUUUAUGCUUUAAUUUUUAUUUUAAUUCAUUACACUUUCGUAGUUGUGCAAUAAAAUUAUUUUGGAAAGUA
Molecule: messenger RNA, 3073 nt
Organism: Trichobilharzia szidati
Lineage: Eukaryota; Metazoa; Platyhelminthes; Trematoda; Strigeidida; Schistosomatidae
Source: the annotation of a GenBank genome assembly